UCCCUCUGCCCUCCCUUCCCCUGAUAAAUAUUAACACAUAAAUCCCUAUAAAGCGCUGCUCACAUGGACACAGCAACAACCCUUCAACAGAGGACAUCAGGCAGCCAUCUACAACCUAGAAGACAUAAACCAGCCAUCUACAACCUAGAAGACAUAAACCAGCCAUCUACAACCUAGAGGACAUCAGCCAUCUACAAUCUAGAGGACAUAAACCAGCCAUCUACAAUCUCUUGGAUUUAACAGGUGACAUCAAGCUUUCACCUGGAUUCACCUGGUCAGUCUAUGCUGUGUGUGUAGCUAUGAGGGGAGUUGUCCUUCUCUUUCUGCUGUCUCUCUGGCCUGGAGGCCAGGUGGAUGCUAUCAAUCAAGAGGUCUUGGCUAAUGUGGUACAAGAGAUGAGAAGGUUCGGCCUGGAGAACCGCCAGUAUGCCAUGGCUGUCUUACUCACCCAUCAGCAGUGCACCCAAAAUGGAGCAAUCUUUGACGUAGUCGUGCAACCUCAGGUUGUCCAGAACAGCCUUCAGCAGAAUGGUUUCUACAUAGGAGCCCGGCUCAUCGCAGCCAUACCUGACACCUACCAUGCUGAGUACCGUCUCUUGAGUCAUGUUAUAAUGAACCCCAGCCCAAUGGAUACUCUAAUAAACAUAGCUCAUCAUGAUGACUGCAUCGUCUUCUUCUCCAACUACUCUCCCUGUCUGGAGAGAUGCAAUUUCCCUGAUGGAGAAACCAGCAUUCUCCCCUUCAUGACCGUCUUCAACAGCUGGAACGCCAACCGGAAGGCUUUUGUCUUCUCCUCGGUUUGGGACCCUACAAAGCACCAUCCAGGAGUGACCAACCCCUCUAGGCAGCAGGUGUUUGACUCCUUCAGGAGGAUAGAUGGAUACCUACAUUUAUAUCGCUGUGUCAGAUUCCAGGAAAAGAAUAUAUGGGUCAACAGAUGUUACCGUUGUGUCACUGAUCCUGAGACCAAUGACUGUCUGUAUGGAUACUAAUAGAGAACACUGUCUGUAUGGAUACUAAUAGAGAACACUGUCUGUAUGGAUACUAAUAGUGUACACUGUCUGAAUGGAUACUAAUAGUGUACACUGUCUGUAUGGAUACUAAUAGAGAACACUGUCUGUAUGGAUACUAAUAG
Messenger RNA from Salvelinus namaycush (lake trout), 1135 nucleotides. RefSeq lists its product as uncharacterized. The record is from RefSeq and is a predicted model, not a curated record. NCBI's taxonomy places the organism in Eukaryota, Metazoa, Chordata, Actinopteri, Salmoniformes, Salmonidae. The transcript has 5 exons. The coding region runs from base 300 to 992 and encodes 230 amino acids.